AUCACAACAUCCAUCUUACCAAAUUUGUGUAAAUAUUAUAGCCAUGCAAGCCAACGAGCUUACUGAUUCCCACUACCUUCUUCCUCCAAACCCAGAUCUCGAUCAUGACACAACAUACUUAACCAUGAACCUAUACAACUCACCAAUCAUGCAAUUCAAUCUCAACACACCCUCAAACCCAUUCUACAAUCUUCACAUGAACCCCCAAUAUCAUGAAAUUAACCCGUAUUUUUCCGAUGAAGCAGAUGAUCGACAACAGAGAAACCUCAUCAAUGAAAGGAAGCAAAGGAGAAUGAUAUCUAAUAGAGAGUCAGCUCGUAGGUCACGCAUGCGAAAACAGAAGCAUUUAGAUGAACUUUGGUCGCAGGUGAUUUGGCUUCGUAAUGAAAAUCAUCAACUUGUUGACAAAUUGAAUAAAUUUUCAGGGACACAUGAUCGAGUUCUUCAAGAGAAUGCUCAGCUUAAAGAGGAAGCUUCAGAGCUUCGUGAAAUGAUCAACAAGUUGCAGCUUAAUGGAACUUAUCCUAGUUUGAUGGACUUAGAUGAUAUCAAUAGCAACGCGCUUUACCUUAGAACUGAAUCUUCAAACCCUUCGAUCUCUAUCUCAAGUUCCUCGGAGUUCUUCUAGACAUGAGUCUUUUCUCUUUAUCAAUGAUCUCUAAGUCAGUUACUAUGUAUUCCAAGAGUUCGAAGAGGAAGUAGCUGAAUAAAUCUUUAUUUUUUUAAUAUAGCGUAUGAUAUCACAUGUUUUAAAUCUAUCUUGUAAAAAAUUGGGAAACUGGAACAGAUUCUUUCUUGAUUUGAAACCCCACCAAGCAUAAAAG
This is a messenger RNA of Lactuca sativa (garden lettuce), 824 nucleotides long. Its product is annotated as basic leucine zipper 43. Gene Ontology annotation, biological process: regulation of DNA-templated transcription. The record is from RefSeq and is a predicted model, not a curated record. Lineage: Eukaryota; Viridiplantae; Streptophyta; Magnoliopsida; Asterales; Asteraceae. Gene Ontology annotation, molecular function: DNA-binding transcription factor activity.